Pongo pygmaeus (Bornean orangutan) is the source of this 3587-nucleotide messenger RNA. It is a transcript of the gene TRIM36, whose product is annotated as tripartite motif containing 36. NCBI's taxonomy places the organism in Eukaryota, Metazoa, Chordata, Mammalia, Primates, Hominidae. The coding region runs from base 1286 to 3436 and encodes 716 amino acids. Gene Ontology annotation, cellular component: acrosomal vesicle. The transcript has 10 exons. Gene Ontology annotation, biological process: acrosome reaction; spindle organization. The record is from RefSeq and is a predicted model, not a curated record. Gene Ontology annotation, molecular function: ubiquitin-protein transferase activity; zinc ion binding; protein binding.
GGCCGUGGCAAGUGAAAUGUGCGCCGCCAGUCCUUGAGCUGGCGCGCGCCUUAACGUUCAGCAGCACUCCCCGCGGGGGUGCGGGAGUGCCGGAGCCGCUCAGGACCCUCUAUCUUGGUCCUCAGGAACGAAAGCGUAGGCCCAGGUGGCCGGGGGUCGCUCCCUUGCCGCGGCCUUUUAACUUCAGUCCCUGGCCAGCAUCCGGGAGAGGAAUCUCCACCCUGCAGGCGGUCCCCGCGCCACUGGGCAAGAACGUGCGGUGACAUCGCGACUUGGGGGUAUAGAAGCAGAAAGCGGGAUACGACUGCUCGGUGCCCAUUCAGGGACUAUUAAGUUCACCCAGCAAGUGAAGCCAGAAGAGAACGCGGAUGAGUCGGGCGGGGCCAGGGAACCCCAAGCCGCGCCUGGCUGGGGACGGCGGAGGGGGCGGGCGGGGUCUCACUCUGGUCGCCUCUCGCAGCUCUACCGUGCUCGCCGCGGCCAUUCAGGGAAGGUGGCUUAGGCUCGCCCUCGCCCGCACCGUCCUGUGCUGAGCCUGGAAGCGGGGCUUCGAAUCGCUAGUGAAGAAAGCGCACUGAGAGCAAACUGAAGGGCGGAGUGGCAGCGCGGGGCCAGGGGCAGGGCUGCAGCCGGCUGCUCUGCCGCAGCGGAGCCUCCCCACCCGGGCGCCGCCCUGGGCACCCGCCCACCGCUCCCGGCUGCCCUCACUUCCGUUCCUCAGAUCCCCCCCAGCCUGGCAUAGGGCGACGGGCGGCUACCCGGGUGGGAGUGAGGGACUGAUGCGUAGGGGGAAGGUGGCGGCGGAGGGCGCCGAGUCCCAACCGCAUGCCACACCCACGCCCAGCCGAGUCCCGCUCAGCCUACGGCUCAGACACCCGGCCUACCAGCCCCAGGCGGCCCCGCCUCUUUUGUGCGGCAGGCGCUGUUGCCUGGGCAACGGCCAGGCCACGCCCCGGCUACGCCCCGCGGUGCCCCGCCCAGGUCUCUGCGCGGCGCCCUUCCCAGCCGCAGUCCGCAGGAGCCGCUGCCGCAGCCGGCAGCUGGGCGGGAUUCCCGGGGUAGUCGCUGGGAGCAAAGCUCGCUUCUCCCGCGCCUGUGCUUUUGCCUGCCCCGGCUUACUUCUCCCCGCGCCGGUCCGCUGGCCAGGUACAGCUGACCAGCUCGUCUUCCAGCUUCGGACCGAGGCUCCACGGCCGCCGCAGGGACCCGCCCACCAGACCCUGCGCUGGGUAGCCGGUGUGUUUGAGUGGAACGUGCCGCUGAUGACACCUGGCAGAAGGCAGCCAUGGAGGGCGAUGGCUCAGACUCGCCGGUUACCAUUAAGAAUAUCGAAAGGGAGCUCAUUUGCCCAGCAUGCAAGGAGCUGUUUACCCACCCAUUGAUUCUCCCUUGCCAACAUAGUAUCUGUCAUAAAUGCGUAAAAGAACUCCUGCUGACUCUUGAUGAUUCAUUCAACGAUGUGGGAUCAGACAACUCCAAUCAAAGCAGUCCUCGACUUCGGCUCCCCUCCCCUAGUAUGGAUAAAAUUGAUCGAAUUAACAGACCAGGCUGGAAGCGCAAUUCAUUGACCCCGAGGACAACUAUUUUCCCUUGCCCUGGCUGCGAGCAUGAUGUGGAUCUUGGAGAACGAGGAAUCAAUGGUCUGUUUCGAAACUUCACUUUGGAAACUAUUGUGGAAAGAUAUCGUCAGGCAGCUAGGGCAGCCACAGCCAUUAUGUGUGACCUUUGUAAACCACCACCUCAAGAAUCCACAAAAAGCUGCAUGGACUGUAGUGCAAGUUACUGCAAUGAAUGCUUCAAAAUUCAUCAUCCUUGGGGUACUAUAAAAGCUCAACAUGAGUAUGUUGGUCCAACUACUAACUUUAGACCCAAGAUUUUAAUGUGCCCAGAACAUGAAACAGAGAGAAUAAACAUGUACUGUGAAUUAUGUAGGAGGCCAGUUUGCCAUCUAUGUAAGUUGGGUGGUAAUCAUGCCAACCACCGUGUAACCACUAUGAGCAGUGCCUACAAAACCUUAAAGGAAAAGCUUUCAAAGGAUAUUGAUUACCUUAUUGGUAAGGAAAGCCAGGUGAAGAGUCAAAUAUCUGAACUAAACUUGCUAAUGAAAGAAACAGAGUGUAAUGGAGAGAGGGCUAAAGAAGAAGCAAUUACACAUUUUGAAAAGCUCUUUGAAGUUCUGGAAGAGAGGAAAUCAUCUGUUUUGAAAGCAAUUGACUCCUCUAAGAAACUAAGAUUAGACAAAUUUCAGACUCAAAUGGAAGAGUACCAGGGACUUCUAGAGAACAAUGGACUUGUGGGAUAUGCUCAAGAAGUGCUAAAGGAGACAGAUCAGUCUUGCUUUGUGCAGACAGCAAAGCAGCUCCACCUUAGAAUACAGAAAGCCACAGAAUCUUUGAAGAGCUUUAGACCUGCAGCUCAGACUUCUUUUGAAGACUAUGUUGUUAAUACCUCUAAACAAACAGAACUUCUUGGAGAAUUAUCCUUUUUCUCUAGUGGCAUAGAUGUGCCAGAGAUCAAUGAGGAACAGAGCAAAGUUUAUAACAAUGCCUUGAUAAAUUGGCACCAUCCAGAAAAGGAUAAAGCUGAUAGCUAUGUUCUUGAAUAUCGGAAAAUCAAUAGAGAUGAUGAAAUGUCAUGGAAUGAGAUAGAAGUGUGUGGAACAAGUAAAAUAAUUCAAGACUUGGAAAACAGUAGUACCUAUGCUUUCAGAGUAAGAGCUUACAAGGGUUCAAUCUGUAGUCCUUGCAGCAGAGAAUUGAUUCUUCAUACUCCUCCAGCUCCAGUUUUCAGCUUCCUCUUUGAUGAAAAAUGUGGCUAUAAUAAUGAACACCUCCUGCUGAACUUGAAGAGAGACCGUGUAGAGAGCAGAGCCGGAUUUAAUCUUCUACUUGCUGCAGAACGCAUCCAAGUGGGUUAUUACACAAGCUUAGACUACAUCAUUGGAGAUACUGGCAUUACAAAAGGAAAACACUUCUGGGCCUUCCGUGUGGAACCGUAUUCAUACCUGGUAAAAGUGGGAGUUGCUUCUAGCGAUAAACUACAAGAAUGGCUCCGUUCUCCCCGGGAUGCAGUUAGUCCAAGAUAUGAGCAAGACAGUGGGCAUGACAGUGGAAGUGAGGAUGCCUGUUUUGAUUCUUCACAACCGUUUACCUUAGUUACUAUAGGCAUGAAGAAAUUUUUUAUACCCAAGUCACCUACUUCUUCUAAUGAACCUGAAAAUAGAGUUCUCCCUAUGCCAACAAGUAUUGGGAUUUUCCUUGACUAUGAUAAAGGCAAAGUAAAUUUCUAUGAUAUGGAUCAGAUGAAAUGCCUUUAUGAGCGCCAAGUGGACUGUUCACAUACACUGUAUCCAGCAUUUGCAUUAAUGGGCAGUGGAGGAAUUCAGCUGGAAGAACCCAUCACAGCAAAAUAUCUGGAAUACCAAGAGGACAUGUAGUUGAAACAUCUGAUGUGACUCAGGAUAAAAACUGUAAACAAAGCAAUGCCUUAGCGUUAACCUUCGUAACUAAUUACAUAUCGCUGAGUGUUCUGUCACCCCACUUGUGUUUGAGUAUGAUUCUUCUUGAAAUACAGAAAAUCUAAACAGC